Corylus avellana is the source of this 696-nucleotide messenger RNA. Lineage: Eukaryota; Viridiplantae; Streptophyta; Magnoliopsida; Fagales; Betulaceae. The record is from RefSeq and is a predicted model, not a curated record.
AUGUGUUGUUCAAGACUAGUUUUAUCUUUCUGCUUCAUUCUCUUCCAUGCUGUUGCUCUCACGUUUGCCCAAGACCCUCACUUCUGCUUUGAAACUGGUAACUACACCACUAACAGUACCUACAAGGCAAACCUCAACACCCUCCUGGCCUCCAUGUCUUCCAACACCGAAAUAGAUUACGGGUUUUACAAUUUCUCCGCCGGAGAAGACCCUGACAAAGUCAACGCCAUUGCACUUUGUAGAGGAGACAUCUCUACGGAAGAAUGCCGAAGUUGUGUCAACAAGUCAAGUCACGAUCUCUUACAGUAUUGUCCCAACCAGAAGGAGUACAACACAAAGAACGUGUCCGACGUAGAAGGGUUCAACAAGGUGCUAAAACCCUUGUUAGAUGGGCUAAGAAUCCGCGCUGCAUCAGGAAGCUCUACUCGCAAGUUUGCUGUGGGAAGUGCCGCUGCUCCAGAUUUUGAAACAAUACAUGCACUUUUGAUGUGCACUCCUGAUUUGGACGAGCUGGAAUGCAGCAACUGCCUGAGGAAGGCUGCGGAAUAUAUUCCACAAUGUUGUGAUGGAAAGCAGGGAGGGAGAUAUAUAGCACCCAGAUGUGAUUUAAGGUACGAGGUAUACAGUUUCUUUGACCCUGCAGCUGAGACGACAUCUUCAGAAGGUUUGGAGGGUACUACAAAAGUGAUGGAGUAG